Molecule: messenger RNA, 4998 nt
Organism: Schistosoma intercalatum
Lineage: Eukaryota; Metazoa; Platyhelminthes; Trematoda; Strigeidida; Schistosomatidae
Source: the annotation of a GenBank genome assembly
ACUUUAAAAUCUUGCGCUGUCUCGCCAUGGCUGGCGUAUUUACAAUGUUGGCAGUUCGCCGACUGUUCAGUAAAAAUAUCGUUUUAAGACAUUUGAAUGCUACUAAGUCUGUCUCGUGUCCAAGUGCCAGAUGUAUUUCAACAGUUGAAGGCGCCCAGAAAACUUACAAACCAAAUUUGGCUCUCCGUGUUUCUGAUGAAAAUGACUUGACUGAUAUAGAUAGGUUUCUGCGCAAACAAAGAAUUAAGGGUGCUUUGUACAGCCGCGACGAAAAUGAGCAGGCUACAGAACGUUUUUGGAGUCGGAUUCUAAAAGCUGGGGAUAUGGACUUGAUCGAAAGAUAUCUAAAUAUGAGAGUCAAAUUAGGACUUCAUAAUGACCCGGAAAAGGUUUUAAAAGAUAUGCGAGGUGCUGGAUUGACGCCUAACUCCUGGAUAUACGCCUCCUUUAUAUCUCAAAGUUGUGCUGUCGGAGAUAUGAAUCAAACAAACUUUUGCUUGCGUAUGCUCCGAGAUGCUGGAUUCAAGCCCAAUCGUUACAUUUUUUCCCAGAUUUUACACGGUUACGUGAAAGCCGGACUACCUGAGGAAGUUUCUUCUACGCAGGAGUUACUAUCUCAAAUAGGUUUGUGGCCAUCAAAGUUUGCAUAUGAAGGCCUUUUGUCCGCUUACGCUGAUAUUGGUGACAAAGACAGUUUAUUACGAACUCUAGAUGAGGCUUACGCUGUACUCCCUUCAAUAGAUGACAAAACAGCAUCCCGUGAAAUCUCACCUAUUUUACUCUUGGAUCUGUACACAAGAUUAGUGUGUUCGUUGGCAUAUACUGAUGCAACGUGCAGUGAGAUUACAACAAAAUUACUUACAACAGAUUACUUUCCGUUGGAGUUUGCUAUUGACACUGUCAAAGUGCUCUUAGCGAAGGGACGCCCAGCUGCUGCUCUGGAAAUUUUCAAAGUAAUACAUAAGUAUCAAAAACAAAAUGAUCAUCUAUCUUCAUUUCCGGUUUAUGCUGCUGCUGGUGGUUUGGAUUACAAGGCACUAGAACCUUUCUGGCAUACAGCUAAUGUGGAUAGUAAAGAGCUGUUUAUGCUUAGAAAUAAAUGUAAAUUGUAUUUCCAUCGGAUCGGUAAAACAAACAAUAAAUUGGGCGAUCAAUUUCAAACCUGUCUUGAAGAGCACAACGUACAAGGCGCUCUUGAUUUAUUGAAGAAUCUAAAUAAAACGAACAUUACAUUAGCGUAUUCAUUGUUUCUACCAAAAUUAAUCCGCUCGGGGUUUUCUUUACAGGACUUAAUCAAUCAAACUCAAGAUCAUGAGAUUAAUAAGGCUUUAGUGUUCGGAUAUGUGUUUAAUAACCUAGUAUCAAUACAAUCAACAGACGAUCUAAAAUCACGUUUAACUAGCUGUUUGGAAUUGGUGAAUGAGUAUCGCGCUAAGGAAUUACUACCGUACAAUGAUGUUGUUCGUUUGGGCAACCCCAUUGUAGUUAAACUGGUGACAAAUAUAAUAUCCGUUUCAGAUAUGGCAGAAAUUGCAAAGUUGAAUAAAUCAACCGUAAUGCAUGACGUUUUCCGCAUUUUCAGCCAUACACUAACAAAACGUUCGUUACGUAUGCUGUACUUGCAAGUUUUCGAAGCUUUGAUGUUAUCCAACCUUCGUUCAUUUCAUGGCAUCCCAAAAAAUAUUGUAAUUCAACUUGUAGCUGAUGUAUGCGCUCAUCAAAAUGUCACGUUUGGUUAUGGUGAUUGGAUAUUAUCAGGAUUGAAAGAUGCCGGUGUACCAAGGCACAUUAUGGCAAAACUUUCUUCUGAUCAAUCUGUGGAACUAUCUUCGUUUUCAGAUCUUAGCGUUGUGCUUUUUGGUGGGCGAACGAGCAACGCAGUCAGAAGAAACAAAAAUGAAGGUUCAUUAGCUAAUCAGAUGAAGUUACCUUCUGAAGAAUCAGUACCAAUUGCCGCCGAAUCACUUGUUAAAGCACUAAAAGAUGAUCCUAAAAAAUUGGAAACGGAAUUAAAAUCUAUUGAAGCUUUAUGGAGUUUACAAAAGAAAUUCAUUUUAUUGAGCUAUCUCGUAAAUCUUGGAUCAAAAGAUCUGGUUGAACGUGUGUUACAAUUUUUGCCUGAAGAACAAAGAAAACAACGUGAACCAAUGAAAUCACUUGCACAUAUAAUAAAGUCAUCCUUAGAAAAUGAUACGGAAAAAGAAUCAUCUUCAGAAAGUGUGAAACAGUCGAUUCAAAAUUUACAAAAUCUUUCACCUAAGGAUUUAUACUCUACAAUGAGGGGUCCACACUUAGAUACACUUUUCAGAUGUUGGCCAACUGAACAUAUUUCAGACUGUAUGUUAUAUAUUAAUUAAUUUUUUUAACUUGUAAAUUCAAUUAGUCACAAUAAUUUAUGGUCAGUUAUAAAAUUUAUACUCAUUGUUAUAAUGUUCUAUUCUCCCCAAAUGCCCUGGUACGGCCGAGAGUGAGGAGAGUCCUGUCUCCCUCUCGAAAUGCUCUCACAUGGCCAUGCGUAUAUAGCCUCUGUCAGGGAAGUUCUACUCAUUGCCUUCUCGUGGCGCGGGUGUUGUUUACGAAAAUGAGAAGACGAAAAGCGAAUGUCCGGCGCUUUGACCGGAAUCCAAACCAUUAGUGCACAUGGCAUCCAGUAUCCCGCGCGAACAAAUGGUCACAGUGAUGUUGGCUGACAGUUCUUUUGAGUUUCAUGUGUUGUCAGACUGUAGGAAUGCGGUCCCUGCUUUGCCAAUUCGUACUCAAAUAUUUACAUUAGAUUCUCCUUGUUUAACAAUGAUGCUGACCAGGUACGUGAAAGUCACCACCUCUUCCAGUGCUUCUCCAUCAAGUAUGAUUGGAUUCGUUGGUGUUCUCCGUGUUGUGUCUGAGGAUCUUACGUUUCCCCCUGUGUAUGUUCAGGCCUACUGAUGCAGAGGUUGCUGCAGCUACACCGAUUGUCUUCACCUGCAUUUGGUCAUAUGCAUGCUAAAUAUGUAUUUAGUAAGGUGAACAAAUUAUUUGUAUUACUUUUAGAAAGAGAUGAGUGAGUAGUAAAUAAAAAAUUUGUGAAAAUUAUCAUAAGAAUAAAAUAACGUGAAUGUGGAUCAUAUUUGUAUACAUAUGAGCGAAAAAAUAUCUACUAUAAAUAGGCUUGUAAACUGUGGUUAUGGUUAAGAGGGGAAUCUAAUAUUUUUUUACAUGCCAUAAGGCUUUCUAUCCAUAGCUAUUCAUAACUUCUUCAAUAUAAGGUUAGUUUAGCCGUGUAUCUGUAGGAUCUCUAUCUGAUAUCGGGGAAUAAAUCUGAAGCCUAAAAGCAUGUAUUUACUACACAUUUCGGAAUUGAUGGUGUUGUUGACCUUUGUCGUCCUUCGCUAAAGCUCAUUGGUAAGUCUAUCACUCCGACCAACAACGUACAUGCCAGUAUCAUUUAUUUUACAUUCAUAUUUGUCAUUAUCUUUGGAAAAGUCAUGUUUUUUUUAUUUGCCAGAACUAGUUAUAUUUAUUGCUCUUUUAAAAAAUAUUCAUAUCGUAUUUCCUUUUAAUUUUUUAUCAGUGAUUGAUAUCACAAAAAAGCUUUCCAAACUUGGUCUCAAUUCUGUCAAUUUACAGUUGGCUGGAGUUUUGGUUAAUCGUGGGCUGAGUGACUUAGUUUCUACUUUGUUGGAGGUAAUCAUCGUUAUACUUUUUAUGACGAAAGAUAAGUAGGGAGUGGGUUCACUUUGUUUUGUAGGCAGUUAGUGAUUGGCAACAAAGUUACAUUAAUGUUGGAAUCUAUAUAUAGCCAGAUAUAGCUAAGCGAAAUCCAAUCAGUUUUAAAUUUUGCUCACUAAAACACUUAUACACUACUAGCAGGUUCUUUGAGUAAACACGUUUGUUAAUACCUCAAAAUGGUAUGUCUACGUAGUUUGCGAAUGUGAGUUACUAUACAAAAUAUUUUGUCAUGAAUGGCCAUUAGUACGUCGAUAGUUAAUCAAUGUGAUAUAUUUUGUUCUAGUUACUUGAAGACAUUAUUGUGUUAAAUAAUCUUUCCAUCACUUGAUGAUAGCUCAGUUAGAGUUUAUCCACCUGAGAAUUUUCUUAUUCGACACCAUUCUUUAAUUAGAUAUUAUACUAGCAAUCCUCUCCUUAGUUAUUGUACUACAUAACAGAAAGAAGAUAUAAUGAGAUUAUCACCCCUCUAGACUUGUUAAGAAUUAUGCGUUGCAUGUCAAAUUCAACUCCAUGUAUUAUCUCAUUUAUUUCUUAGUACUACAAACGUUUGCGGAAUACAUAUCAAUUGUUAUGAUAUAUGUAUAUAGGAGUUAUGUUACUGACCUAUCAUCCUAACAAAAAACUACGGGAGCAAUAAGAAACCGAAUGAUUAUACUUUCGAAUAUUGUAAUGGUUUCCUAUUCCAACAGUACCAAUAAGUUUUUUUUGCCUUAACACAAUGUGCUAGACACCUUGUACACUAAAUUCGUGUGGUGUCAUGAUCAUUUUAACAAUGAAUAUUAAUUUGUCUUCAAUGUUACUUCUGAUUUAGAAUAACAAAACAGUUCCGUUUACUUUCUUGGUUGGCAAUCCACGAAAUUCAUUGACGAAAUCUGAAUUUCUGUCUUCGGUGGAGUAUCUAAAAUCUGUUGAUUCUCAACAUAUUCCUGGUUUUGUAGAUCAUUGUCUCCGCAAUGCAGCUUUGUCGACAAACGAUGACAACUUAUACCAGUUAAUUCGUGCAGUAGUAUCACCACCGUUCAAUAUGGAUCUUCUUCAAGUUUGUAUACAACCCACUCUCCAAGUUUUACAUCAUCGUUUGGAAGUGAGCGAAAAUUUACCAGAAGAUAUACUUCAAGCUACUCAACCAGUUGUUCAAAAAAUUAGUGCAUUAAAAGCAAAAGCUUCCAAUUGAAUUAGAAAGCUCUUGCCCCUCAUUUCUUUCUUCAAACUGCAAAAUUAUAGGUUUCUUUAUGAAGGAUUUUAAUUGUCUUUAGUCAUCAUCGUGUACAAUAAAUUAUUCGAAUCAGC